GGGAAAUCAUGUUCGACAUUUGAUUUGGUAGCCAUUGGUUUUGACCAUGUUGGCAUUUUGCAUGGGCACUGUUUUUCCAAGCUCUGGCGAAACUGGCGAAAUCAUCUACUGCUUUUCCAUGGACACACAUGGUUUUCCUUUCCUUUCCCGGGACUACGGCUAGCGAAACACUCGAGGCAACUCUUCCUUUUUUUCUUCUUCUUUUCAGUUCUCAUCGAUUUCUUCUACAAACACAUUGGCACAGCAAAAUCAUUACUAAAGAACCGACCAAGCACACCCAAGCAGUUCCGACUAGGGAGGGGUCGGGGCAGUAUUACGAAGCGCCCUAGGCUUUGCCAGAAGGCGGAUAUUUAA
This is a messenger RNA of Bipolaris zeicola 26-R-13, 354 nucleotides long. RefSeq lists its product as uncharacterized. The transcript has a single exon. Lineage: Eukaryota; Fungi; Ascomycota; Dothideomycetes; Pleosporales; Pleosporaceae. The annotation marks the transcript as partial. The record is from RefSeq and is a predicted model, not a curated record.